AACUUGAUUAAAUGGAAUUACGCAACCAAUGGCAUUGCUGACUGACCGCGAGCUUUUGAGCAGCACGUGCUAAGAGAUGCCUAUGACGACGACCGUGCAUACUGCGUACAGCCUGUGCUGACUACUAAACAGCCUUUUAAGACCCUGCCGUUUAACCCAACAAAGCUUCACCCUUUACCUUGGUUUAGUUUAGCAGCUUUUGGCAGCCAUGGCAUCCUGUUCAUUGUUCCUUUCCAAACCCAAAAUCGUAUCAUUUCAUCACAAGAAUCAUCGCAUGAUACGCCGUCCUUCCACUUUAAUUUCCUGCACCUCGUCCGCAUCCAAUCCCUCCUCCACUACAAAUAGCUCCAACAACGACUCUCCUCUUUCACCGGCGCUUUCCAAGACCCGUCGCGCCGCCGAUGAGAACAUCCGUGACGAGGCGCGCCGAAACCGCCCUUCAUCAAACAACUCUUUCUCCGCCAUAUACGUCCCGUUCAACGCGGGCCCCGACUCGCCCGAGAGCUACUCGCUCGACGAGAUUGUGUACCGGAGCCGUUCCGGUGGCCUACUCGAUGUCCAGCACGACAUGGAAGCUUUAAUGAAGUACGACGGCGCCUACUGGAGAGACCUCUUCGAUUCGCGCGUGGGGAAGACCACGUGGCCGUACGGGUCGGGCGUGUGGAGCAAGAAAGAGUGGGUCCUACCCGAAAUCGACCUGGAUGACAUUGUCUCGGCGUUUGAAGGGAACUCGAAUCUGUUCUGGGCGGAGCGUUUUGGCAAACAGUUUCUAGGCAUGAACGACUUAUGGGUAAAACAUUGCGGCAUUAGCCACACGGGGAGUUUCAAAGAUUUAGGGAUGACCGUUUUGGUCAGUCAAGUGAACAGACUUCGGAAAAUGAAACGACCUGUCGUCGGAGUGGGCUGCGCUUCCACGGGAGACACUUCAGCUGCUCUCUCCGCAUACUGUGCUUCGGCAGGUAUUCCUUCUAUUGUAUUUUUACCUGCAAAUAAGAUUUCGAUAGCGCAAUUGGUUCAACCAAUCGCAAAUGGAGCAUUCGUGUUGAGUAUUGAUACUGAUUUUGAUGGUUGCAUGAAACUGAUUCGAGAAGUUACAGCUGAACUGCCGAUAUACUUGGCAAAUUCAUUGAAUAGUUUAAGGCUUGAAGGUCAAAAAACUGCUGCAAUAGAAAUAUUGCAGCAGUUUGAUUGGCAAGUGCCUGAUUGGGUAAUUGUACCCGGCGGCAAUUUAGGUAAUAUCUAUGCAUUUUAUAAAGGUUUCAAAAUGUGCUAUGAUUUAGGGCUUGUAGAUAGAAUGCCAAGGCUUGUUUGUGCACAGGCAACCAGUGCGAAUCCUCUCUACUUAUAUUACAAGUCGGGUUGGAAGGAUUUUAAGCCUGUGAAAGCAAAUACCACAUUUGCAUCAGCUAUUCAGAUAGGUGAUCCAGUGUCCAUAGAUAGAGCAGUUUAUGCUCUGAAAAAUUGUAAUGGGAUUGUAGAGGAAGCCACUGAGGAGGAGUUGAUGGAUGCAAUGGCGCAAGCUGAUUCUACUGGGAUGUUUAUAUGCCCACAUACUGGGGUGGCUUUAACAGCCUUGAUUAAGCUUAGGAGUAGUGGAGUUAUUGGCCCAACUGAUCGGACGGUGGUGGUUAGUACAGCUCAUGGGUUGAAGUUUACCCAAAGCAAAGUUGAAUAUCAUUCAAAGGAGAUCAAGGAUAUGAGUUGCAGGUUUGCAAAUCCUCCUGUGCAAGUGAAGGCAGAUUUCGGGGCUGUAAUGGAUGUAUUGAAAAACUACUUGGGAAAUAAUGCUUCAAAGUAAUAGCCUAAUAGGUGUGUUCUAAAUUUCUGUUUGGUUUAAAUUUUGUUGAUGGAUGUUGUAGUACUAGUACUAGAUUGGUUAUGUAGGACUGGGUGAGUAGAAAUCAUCCUUUUUUUUUUCCUUUUUGGAAUCAUAACUUACUUUUUUCUGGAUGGAUGAAUAGUGGCUUAUUCUUUCUGUUCUGCAUUAUGAAUAAAAGCUCACAUAUUUUGUUUGCCGCA
Molecule: messenger RNA, 2019 nt
Organism: Mangifera indica (mango)
Lineage: Eukaryota; Viridiplantae; Streptophyta; Magnoliopsida; Sapindales; Anacardiaceae
Product: threonine synthase 1, chloroplastic
Exons: 1
Coding region: 209-1798 (529 amino acids)
Biological process (GO): L-cysteine biosynthetic process
Cellular component (GO): cytoplasm
Molecular function (GO): threonine synthase activity; pyridoxal phosphate binding
Source: RefSeq, a predicted model, not a curated record